CAGCUGCUGCGCUGACGUUUUCAUGUUGACAUCUGGUCCCACGAGAAAAUCAACCGGUCCGGUAUUUUGUUGUUGUGAUGUUUAUUUUGAGCUUUGCUCAUUUAGAAGAUUUUUCCCGUUUGCACGCACGUCCCGCCGGUCCCGCUGGUGCAGCACAAAUUGUAGAAAAGCACUCACUAAGGACGGGAAUUCUUUUUCCCUUAUCGUGCCAUAUCAAGCAAUCAACCACAUUUAAUCGGAUUCGUUGAAUGCAACAAAGUUUGCGGUGGAAUGGAAACGUAAGACGUUGGACAUAAUAGCAAAGUAAAAAAAAACACCGGAAAGGAUUCAUACCCAUGACGCGUUUUGGCUAAAUAAUGUGAGUUAUGUUUUCUUCUCCCGUCCACAUCAUCUGGCCGCAUCUGGCAAGCCCCAUGCGUUGAUGCGCCUGUCGCAGUUUAUUUUAGACGUGUUCUGCUAGUAAAAAUAGCUUCGCUACGACACAUUUGAACGCUUGUCACCGUACGGGAGCAUCUGCAGUAGCAGCAGCAACAGCAGAUCAAUACAAUUACACACAGUGCCAACAAAGUGAACACGCAGGAAAACAUUCGAGGCUAAAAGGACCUUUCCCAGGGCUGGUUCUUGAUAUACACGGUGGAUUAGUAGUCGAUCGAUUCUAAACAUCGGACCCGCGCACAUAUUCUAUGUCCGUGGCCCGGUAGCAGCAACACCGUGGGGACGAUGUCGGUGCUAGUGUUUCUGAUUGCAGCCGCCCACUGCGUGUACACGCCAUUCACGAAGGUUGAGGAGAGCUUUAACCUGCAGGCGAUACACGAUCUGCUCUAUCACCGGACGAAUCUUACCGAGUACGAUCAUCAUGAGUUUCCGGGCGUGGUGCCACGCACCUUUCUGGCACCGCUGUUCAUCACGUUCUUGGUGACGCCAAUCGCAACACUGCUUGAAAUGUUCGAGAUCAACAAAUUUUGGAUGCAGUAUGCAGUGCGAUUUACACUCGCCGCCACGGUCGUUUUUGCUUGGAAUCGGUUAAUGGUGACCAUCCUUCACAAGUUCGGCGUGACGGUCGGUGUGUGGUUUAUGCUGAUCACUGCCACUCAGUUCCAUUUCAUGUUCUACAUGAGCCGGCCCCUUCCGAAUAUAAUGGCCCUACCGCUAGUGCUGCUUGCAAUCGAUUUUUGGCUAAACCGGUGCGUCAAACGCUUCAUCGUUUGUUCCGGUGCGGCAAUCAUAAUAUUCCGUGCCGAACUAGCGAUGCUGCUCGGUCUGUACCUACUGUACGAUAUUUACUACAAGCGGAUCUCAUUGUCGGUCUUCCUGCGCACCGCCAUACCGGCCGGUGUGUUUCUGGUCGUGCUCACUGUCACCGUCGAUAGUUAUUUCUGGCGCCGGCUACUAUGGCCGGAAGCGGAAGUGUUUUGGUUCAACACUGUGCAGAACAAAAGCUCCGAAUGGGGCACCUCGCCCUUCCUGUGGUACGUUUAUUCCGCGCUGCCACGUGCGAUGGGUCUUUCGAUCGUGUUUGUACCGUUGGGGUUGUACCUGGAGACACGCAUACGGUCACUGGUUGUGCCUGCGGUUGUGUUUGUGCUGUUGUUUUCCUGCCUACCGCACAAGGAGCUAAGGUUUAUUAUCUACGUGUUUCCGCUGUUUAAUGUGGCUGCCGCUUGUGCGUGCAAUCGGCUGUGGCUUAAUCGGCAGAAGAGUCUGUGGAACAAAUUUCUUUCGUUUGUAUGUAUCGGUCAUCUGUUCGGGAACACACUGCUCACGAUGUUUCUGCUACUGGUGGCCGGUACUAACUAUCCCGGUGGAGUAGCCAUCUCUAGAUUCCAUCGCCUUGCAGCGGGAGAAACGAACAUAUCCGUCCAUAUCGACAACCUGUCUGCCCAAAGUGGUGUUUCGCGAUUCGCUCAAAUUAAUCCCGACUGGACCUACAGCAAACUGGAGAACCUACGGCCCGACGACGAAAUGUUGCACCGGUUUGACUAUCUGCUAACGGAGGCACAGGAUAAAUAUUCCGACAAGAUGCGCGUCCUAUCGCAAACGCACGAAAUUGUUGAAUUUGUCGAGUGCUUUAACAGUAUCGGAUUGCAGUACCGGUCGGUGCUACCGGUGAAAAUUAAAACCAAACCAUGCAUCUUUAUUAUGCGCCGUCGGUACGAUCUCGCCAACGAUCGGUUACGGUGGUCUUCCGUGUUGGAAGGUAGUGGCGAAGAUGCAUUUAAUGACGCAACACCCGUGCCUCUUUCGGAACAGGAUGAGGAAGAAAAGGAAGAUGAAGAGGAAGAGGAAGACGAAGAGGAGGAGGGAGAAACAGAGAAAGAUGAUGUAACUGAUGGUGACGAGCAGCCAGUGCCAGGCAAUGAUGACGAUAAGGAAGAUUAUGUAAAAACGGUAGACGAAGAAAAGCGACCGGAAAGACGGAAACGAAGCUCCUUCGCGAACGCAGCCUAUCGGACUUAUUACAAACGACCUACUAUGCUACCGCUUCUAAAGCUUCGGCGUGCUGGUGCGAAGGAAGCAACCGACCAUUCGGAUAGCAUCAAUCAACCGGGCACGACAAAGGACGACGAGGAACAGGAAGCUGAUGACGGUUCGCUAACGUCAGCGGAACGUGCCAAGCUUGCGUCCUAUCUGCAGACGAGCAAAUCCACCAGCCGGUUGAAGGAGGCGCGUAAGCUCAUAAAGGAGGAAAAGAUGCGCAAGAUGGCGAGCAAGCUAACAAAGGCAAGCUUCAGUGAGGUGUGCAAUCUGGACCGCAUGUCGAUGAAGGAGUGUCUCAAGAAGCUGAUCGACGACAGUGGCACCCUUGCGGACGAAUUGGACGACGAUGAAGAGGAUUAGUCUGCGGGAGCCUGAAAUUCGGGAAGAAAGCAACGCACGCUAGUACUCGUCUGCAGUGAAUGCGCGUUGUGUUUCAGAACAAACAAAAAUGAAAAAACUCUUUAUUUUGUUUUAGUAAAUAUUAAGUAUGUUUGCCAGGGUUACUGUUGGUUUACUAUAGCUGCUGGAUUGGUUGACCAGAGAUACAUUGUGUAUUUGUAUAUAAACUAUAUAGAAAUACAAGCCCCCAGGCGUGUGUUGUGCUGCCGCCGAGCAAAACGGAGCCCUCAUCAA
Molecule: messenger RNA, 3111 nt
Organism: Anopheles funestus (African malaria mosquito)
Lineage: Eukaryota; Metazoa; Arthropoda; Insecta; Diptera; Culicidae
Gene: Alg12
Product: probable Dol-P-Man:Man(7)GlcNAc(2)-PP-Dol alpha-1,6-mannosyltransferase
Exons: 7
Coding region: 721-2838 (705 amino acids)
Biological process (GO): protein N-linked glycosylation
Cellular component (GO): endoplasmic reticulum membrane
Molecular function (GO): alpha-1,6-mannosyltransferase activity
Source: RefSeq, a predicted model, not a curated record